Lycium barbarum (goji berry) is the source of this 644-nucleotide messenger RNA. RefSeq lists its product as uncharacterized. The record is from RefSeq and is a predicted model, not a curated record. The coding region runs from base 162 to 548 and encodes 128 amino acids. Gene Ontology annotation, molecular function: zinc ion binding. The transcript has 2 exons. NCBI's taxonomy places the organism in Eukaryota, Viridiplantae, Streptophyta, Magnoliopsida, Solanales, Solanaceae.
CCUCCUUUCUCACUCGUUUCUCUCUCUCUCUCCUUUCUCCCCCGUUUCUCUCUCUUCUUUCUGUUCAGUUUCUUUUUUCCUUCUCACUUCUCUCUCGAUUUAUAGUUGUUGUUGUGUGUAUUCUCUCUUAUUUCUCUCUUGGUUCUCUCUUCUUUAUAGCAAUGUCACAAAAUUCAGGGAUUAUAAAUGAAAAUGUUAUUUGUAAUUGUGGUAAUUCUUGUAAUGUAAGAACUUCGAGAACAGUUAACAACCUAGGUCGUAGAUUUUUUGGUUGUAAGAUGCCAAAAGAUAAGGGUGGAUGUGGCUAUUUUAAAUGGAUUGAUCCAUCUCUAGAGGUUGAGCUUUUGAAGGAGAAGCUUAAAGAGGUUGAAGAAGAGAUGUAUACAUUGAAAUAUAAAAUGAAGGAACUUGGAGGCAAGUUUGAUUCAUUGAAACAAAAAUUGAAGGAAAUUAAGCAAGAGAGGGACUGUGCAAAAGCCAAAUUCAACAGGCUUGUCGUUGUUGUUCUAUGUUUUUUUACUUGCAAAAAUUAUCUUUGGGUAGUCUAAUUGUUUCCUAGUUACUGUUUGUAAUGUUCCUACAAAGAUUUUCUUCCAUGUUUGUAGUAAUGUUUUGGUUAUUAGAUUUUGUGAAUUACUUGGCUU